Dioscorea cayenensis subsp. rotundata (Guinea yam) is the source of this 599-nucleotide messenger RNA. RefSeq lists its product as uncharacterized. Bases 73 to 441 code for a protein of 122 amino acids. The record is from RefSeq and is a predicted model, not a curated record. The transcript is spliced from 2 exons. Gene Ontology annotation, cellular component: chloroplast thylakoid membrane. NCBI's taxonomy places the organism in Eukaryota, Viridiplantae, Streptophyta, Magnoliopsida, Dioscoreales, Dioscoreaceae.
CCUCUACUUGAGGUCCCAAGUUAGCAAAGCAUCUCUCUACACUGCUUUUGCAUCAAAGCAAGCUUUGCUCAUAUGGCUGUUUCCAUGACUAAGUUGUUUGCAACUUCUCCAUCAAUAGCUGCAUUCCCUUCCCAUCCACCAGCUCAAGCAAGAGCCAUUGGUUCACCGUUGUUUAAAAGGGUGGUGGCCGUGUCGGCAGUGGGUGAUGUCUCAUCGGAUAGUACAACGUAUCUCAUUGCCGGUGCAGCUGCAGUAGCACUAAUUGGCACUGCAUUUCCUAUAUUGUUCUCUCGCAAGGACAUUUGUCCUGAAUGUGAUGGUGCUGGGUUCAUCAGGAAGGCAGGGGCCACUUUGAGAGCCAAUGCUGCAAGGAAGGAUCAAUCUCAGAUUGUUUGUCCCAACUGUAAUGGUUUGGGAAAGCUUGGACAGAUUGAUAAAUGAAACUGGUUUGUUAUUAGAAUGAGAUAUAUCUUUGCUUUGAUGAUGUUAUAUGUUGUGUUUUAAAGACUGGUUUCAUGUGUUCUAAAGCUUGCUCUGCAAUAUAUUAUUUGUACAAGUUAAGACAUUGUUAAAAGAAUUUGGUGUAUGUUUUGUUUAUA